Messenger RNA from Camellia sinensis, 2714 nucleotides. Its product is annotated as proline-rich receptor-like protein kinase PERK10. Gene Ontology annotation, biological process: protein phosphorylation. The record is from RefSeq and is a predicted model, not a curated record. Gene Ontology annotation, molecular function: protein kinase activity; ATP binding. NCBI's taxonomy places the organism in Eukaryota, Viridiplantae, Streptophyta, Magnoliopsida, Ericales, Theaceae.
CCACACACGUAUCCCGAACCCUCUCUCUCUCUCUCUCCCCUCUAAACCAGAAAAAACAGUAACAGUUUCCGCAUUCCCACCAAGAAAAUAUAACUAGAAACUUUCCCACUCGUCCCCCACAUUUUCCAACAAACCAAACAUGCAUAUCUACUCUCUCUACCUCCUCUCUCUCAUCCUCACCACCUCCUCCACAUCUCUCUCUCAACCCACUACCCAACUCACCAUUCUCAUGUCCAUCAAAGCCUCUCUCGACCCCCAAAACCUCCACCUCUCCUCUUGGUCCUCCUCCUCCACCGCCGACCCGUGCGACGGUUCCUUCGAUGGCGUCGCCUGCGACGAGCUCGGCCGCGUAGUCAACAUCUCGCUGCAAGGCCAAGGCCUCGCCGGAAAAAUACCGGCGGAGAUUGGUCAGCUGAAGAGCUUGUCUGGGCUCUACUUGCAUUUCAAUGAGCUCAAUGGAGUUGUGCCAGAGGAGAUAGCGAAUCUCAGUCAGCUCUCUGAUUUGUAUCUCAAUGUUAAUAAUCUUUCUGGGGAAAUACCUCCUGUGAUUGGAACCAUGGCUAAUCUCCAAGUGUUGCAACUGUGUUACAACAAGUUGACUGGAAGCAUACCUACUCAGCUGGGGUCUUUGGAGAAGCUCAGCGAUCUUGCUUUACAAUAUAAUCAAUUAACCGGUGCAAUUCCAGCGAGUUUGGGGGAUUUGAUGAUGUUAAAAAGGUUGGAUUUGGGUUUUAAUCACCUCUUUGGUUCAAUCCCAGUAAAAUUAGCCAAUCCACCGUUGCUAGAAGUUUUAGACAUCCAAAACAAUACUCUAUCCGGCAGAGUCCCCACAGCUCUAAAGAGAUUAAACGAAGGAUUCGUGUAUGCAAACAACACAGGCUUAUGUGGAGUUGGUUUUUCUUCCUUGGAAGUUUGUGCUGCUUCGGAUAAUACAAGCGCCAACAAACCAGAACCAUUAGAUCCUGACUCAAACGGUCUUCCUAAAACAGAUAACCCAGAGGCGGCAAAUUUCCAAACAAAUUGCACCCAUACCCAUUGUUCAAAUCAGGCGAGAAGGCCACAAAUUGCUGUCAUAUUUGUAGCAAUUGGAGUGAUAGUUGCACUAACAAUUUCCGGGCUUCUCACAUUCUUAUUGUACCGUUGCCGAAAACAGAAAAUCGAAAGUGCUUUUGAUACUUCAGAUAAUCGACUUAGUACUGACCAGGUCGGGGAGGUUUACAGGAAGAGUGCCUCGACGCUCAUCUCUCUCGAGUAUUCGAAUGAGUGGGACCCAAUGGCUAAAGGUCGAAGUGGAAAUGGGUUCUCUCAAGAAAUUCUUGAAAGCUUUAUCUUCAACCUUGAAGAUGUUGAGUCUGCCACUCAGUACUUCUCGGACGUUAACUUGUUUGGCAAGAGUAGUUUCUCAGUUAUCUACAAGGGGAUUUUGAGGGAUGGUUCUGUUGUUACUAUCAAUUGCAUUGCAAAGAGUAGCUGUAAGUCUGAUGAAGCUGACUUCUUGAAUGGAUUGAAGGUUUUGACAUUGUUGGAACACAGAAAUCUUCUUAGGUUGAGAGGCUUUUGCUGUUCAAGUGGCAGGGGAGAGUGUUUUCUCGUCUAUGAUUUUGUCCCAAAUGGGAACUUGUUGCAGUAUCUCAAUGUAAAGGCUAGCAGUGGGAAAAUUCUUGAAUGGUCUACCAGGACAUCUAUUAUUCGAGGCAUCGCCAAAGGUAUCGGAUACUUGCACAAAGAAAACGGAAGUAAACCUGCUUUACUUCACCGAAAUUUAUCUGCUGAGAAAGUGCUCAUCGACUUACAAUAUAACCCAUUGCUCUCCGAUGCUGGCCUACACAUGCUCCUGGCAGAUGACAUUAUAUUUUCCACACUCAAGGGUAGUGCAGCAAUGGGAUACCUUGCCCCUGAGUACACUACCACUGGCCGGUUCACUGAAAAGAGUGAUGUAUACGCAUUUGGUAUGAUUAUGUUUCAAAUCCUGUCCGGAAAAAGCAAGAUUACCCAGUUGAAUCGUCAAGGGGCUGAUUCAUGCAAAUUCGAAGACUUCAUUGACAAGAAUCUUGAUGGAAACUUCUCGGAACCUGAAGCGGCUAAGUUGGGUAGGAUUGCUUUACUUUGCACACACGAAUCUCCUGAUCAUAGGCCCGAUAUGGAAACUGUGAUGCAAGAACUAAAUGAACUCUGCAUUUGCUGAAUUCUUUAUGAACACAAGUUCUUUGGUAUCUUAUUUCUCAAUCCCAUGUGUUUUUUUAAACUUAUUUUCUAAACCCAAGUUGUUUUAUAAAAUUGUGUUUUGAAAACCCGAUUUUGAGCCUCGAAGUUCUGUUGUCAAAACAUGACUUGAAAUAACAAUCUGGGUUCGAGAAAAAAGCUCAAAAUGUCCUGUAUUUAGGUAAUAAGUUUCAAACAACUCAGGUUUGGUAAAUAACUCGAUGUUGAAUGUUCCAAUUAUUGUAGUUUGUAGGUAGAGAGGGCCUAUUAUAGUACCCGUUAUGCGAUUUUGACCUUGAAUGCUUCUAUCACUGAUCUUUUUGAGCUAGACUAAUCUCAUUAGAGUUGUUAUUUGUAUAUUUUUUUUUUUCAUUUUGUCAUUAGGCUGAAAUUUUGAAUUACUUUAUUCUCCUUUUGUAAUAUUUAGUUGUGACAAGAUAGCUUGGAAAAGAAAAUGAAAUGCUUCAAUGUGACAAUUGUUUGGUGAAUGAGAUCAAUGCUUUUUGAGUUGA